Messenger RNA from Dunckerocampus dactyliophorus (ringed pipefish), 606 nucleotides. Its product is annotated as tubulin alpha chain-like. NCBI's taxonomy places the organism in Eukaryota, Metazoa, Chordata, Actinopteri, Syngnathiformes, Syngnathidae. Gene Ontology annotation, cellular component: microtubule; cytoplasm. The record is from RefSeq and is a predicted model, not a curated record. Gene Ontology annotation, biological process: microtubule cytoskeleton organization; mitotic cell cycle. Gene Ontology annotation, molecular function: GTP binding; structural constituent of cytoskeleton.
AUGAAGCACAGUCAGAGCAGUGAAGAUGUCAGAUUAUACCGAUUAUACCGUGGUGACGUGGUGCCCAAAGAUGUCAAUGCUGCCAUUGCCACUCUCAAAACCAAGCGCUCCAUCCAGUUUGUGGACUGGUGCCCUACUGGUUUUAAGGUGGGCAUCAACUACCAGUCACCUACUGUGGUUCCUGGCGGUGACCUGGUCAGGUUCGUUCAGAGGGCGGUGUGCAUGCUGAGUAACACCACUGCUGUCGCAGAGGCUUGGGCUCGACUCGACCACAAGUCUGACUUAAUGUACGCCAAGCGCGCCUUUGUUCACUGGUAUGUAGGGGAGGGUAUGGAGGAGGGAGAGUUCUCUGAGCCCAGAGAGGAUAUGGCCGCUUUGCAGAAGAAUUAUGAGGAGGUUGGAGUCGACUCCAUUGAGGGCAUGUGGGCUUUGUUUUUUUUGUUGGCAAAAGAAAUAUGUUAAUGACAUUGGUACUGUAGUUUCACUUUAUUCAUGAAGCAUUUCUCUACAAUUGGAGCUGAAAUAAAACAGGUUUUACCCAUGAAACUCAUUUUGAAGUCUCAUGUCUUACUUGAUGACCUGAAAUUAAAGCAGUAUUUCCCAGCA